Molecule: messenger RNA, 4655 nt
Organism: Drosophila subobscura
Lineage: Eukaryota; Metazoa; Arthropoda; Insecta; Diptera; Drosophilidae
Product: serine-rich adhesin for platelets
Exons: 7
Coding region: 109-3807 (1232 amino acids)
Molecular function (GO): protein binding; DNA binding
Source: RefSeq, a predicted model, not a curated record
CACACUCAUUUCUUCAUCUUGGUGCGUGCCGUGCGUUUGUCUGUCGUUAAAAAGUGGUUCGUUUAAGCUCAAGUGUUCGCCUAACUUUGUGUAAAGCAUCAGAACGCAAUGAGCGAGGAGCAACCAGGCCCUUCAAAUGGGCGCAAGUCCCGUCGCGACAAAUCCUAUGCCCGUCGCCACGAGGACACUAAUGAUACGAGCAUGAGGAAUCGGCUACUCGGGGCGAAUAGAAUGGCCCCUGAAAUGUCGACAGAUGAUUCGAAUAGUCCACAGUACAAUGGAGACUCCCCGAUGAACGGUAAUGGACGGAGCGGUGGGAAAAAGAAAAAAAACCGCCGAAACCCCAAGGAACGCCGCGAGUCGGCCGAUUCCGGUUUGAAGGGUUAUACCGGAAGAAAUCCCGACCUCUCGGAUAAAGUGCACCAAAUCGCUGAUGACUCCGACGAGGAUCCCCGGUCGCCAGCUGAAAUCAGGGCGCUUUGCACGAGUGGUCUGAGGGUAUUCCCCCGUGAACAACAAGAACAACAACAACAACAGCAGCAGCAGCAGACAGAACCAGCGGCAGAUGCAGCAGUAGAAGAGGCCGCUGCUGCUGGUCCUGCUGCUCUGGCUGAUCCGGCUAGCCCGGAGCCAGACACUCCGACUUCCUCUCAGAUGUCUUCAUCAUCACCAUCAACAACAUCCUCCCGCACGGAGAAGACGAAGACAGCUAUCCUUCCGACAGCAAAAGAUCCAUCCCAUCCUUCCAUCCAACUAACAACAACAACAACAGUAAGAACUACUACUACCACCACCUCCACCACUUCGAGUACUGGAACCUCAACCUCAACCACCACCACCUGCAUCCCAGCAACGUCCUUGUUUAGUAACUUAUUGACUCCAGUACCAGUAGCGUCUGGAUCACCAGCACGACCUGUGACACCAGUAGCACCAGUAACAACGACCAACCAUCAGACACCGACAACUUCUCCCAGCCCAAUUUAUUCACCGACGGCACCAGCCAACAACAACAACAAUAACAGCAACAGCAGCCACUCCUCAGAGCACAACUCAAACAACUCGUCUGCGGCUUCAAGCGCAAGCGAUUCAGAACCAGAACCAGAACCGCAAGCAGCAGCAACAACAAAUGAAAGUCAGCAGCAAACAGCAACAGAUUUAGACCAGAAGGCUGAGGAUUUGGUUUUUCCCGGUAUGUCUCGGGUUGCUGUCUCUGCUUCCAGCCAACAGAUCCGAACACGCUCGAAUUCGACAAUCGUAAAUAAGCCUAACGACGCCAUCGACAACAAGGAAAAGGAGAAGAAGUCGCCGGCUACGGCUGCGGCUGCGGCUGCAGUCCCGACAAAUGCUACCAACAAUAAAAAAAAGAGAAAUCGUAAUACAACAAACAAAAGUCCUAGACCCAUCAUCGCACCAAAACCCUUGAUUUGUGGCGACGAUCCGUUGCCGCCUGAACGUCCACGACGCAAGAGUAUGGCGAGGGCAAAUGCCAGCGACUUGAUAUAUCGCGAGCCGUUUAAGUAUGGCUGGACGCGUCAGGUGGUGAAUCCCAGCGAGAGGUCGAACACGUCGGCUCAGGCAGUCUACACAUCGCCCCUGGGCAAGAAGUGCCGGAAGAUGAGCGAGAUUCAAGCGGUGCUUUGCGAUGGUUUCCUCACCACCGAUAACUUCCUCUUUGGAGGCCAAGUCGUGGGUGCCGGACCAGAGUUUGAGACAAUCCGCACGGCCGUGUCUAGGGAGGAGCUCAAUAACGCUUGGCAGGAGCGCCGCAAAUCGCUGGCGGCCGAAAAGGCGUCAGAUUCUCUCGCCGCGAAGGCGAAUCGGAAACGUCGCCAAACAAUGGGAGCCGAAUCUCAACCAGAGGCUGCUUCUGCGGGAGUUAGCAAACGUCGCAAAUCCACUGUCGUCGCAUCGGUGGCGACUGCCGCCGCGUCGGCUAAAUCUGUGGCUGCCAAAUCGCCGAAGCAUCUGGCAGCCGAUGCGGUGGCGGCACCUGGGGCUGGGGCAGGCAAACGCAAGUCAAAGCCGAAUGUGCCGAAAGGCGCCAGCCCUCCCACUGAGGGUUGGACUUCCACCACGGCCGUCAAGGGCAAUGCGCGUCUCCUAGCCGCCGCCAGGAAUGGAAGUGCCAGAUCCAGUGGACAUUACAACACAAGCGGCAGCUCCAGUGCCGCCAGCUUGAGCCAGCAAAAGCGCGCUACCUGUGUAUCCAGCUUAGAGCUGGUCAAUGGCAGCGAGGACGAGGAACUAGACGAUGAAGAGGAUGACAGCGAGGAGAGCUAUCCGGAGCUCCCUCUGAGCAAUGGGGUCAAGGUCCCUAAGACGAUUGAGCCGCCAGGCGAGAUGCCGCCAGCCGAGCUAUUCAGCACCGACACCAGCCAAGUGGCCACUCAAACUGAUUUGCAUGUGGGCCAGGAGGUUGUGGUCAUCGGUGGGCGGAAGGCGAUGACCAUGACUGGCGACCAAUCGCUCAAAAAUCAAUCCAAAGUCAUCGUGCCAAAACGAUUGGCCUCGUCCAAUCGAUAUGCUUCGCGUAAGCAAUCGUCGGAGACAGCCCCAGAAGACACUUGGGCAAAAGCGUUUGGCGCAGGCUUCGAUUGCCGCAUAUUGCUGGGCGUUAUGAAGACACUCAACCAGCAGGAUCUUGCUAGUGUCUCGCAGGUGUCGAAGUUGUUUAACUUGUGCGCCAGUGACCCUCAGCUGUGGAAAUCAGUCUCGCUGCGCGAUACAACGGUCAAAAACUGGCCAGCCCUGGUGCUCAAAAUGGCACGCAAGGGCACACGCGAACUGGACAUGAUGGGCGCCAUUAUACCCAGUACAACGAACCUCGGAGCCGGUCAUAUGCAUACAUUGAAGGAAAUGCGCGUGGUGCGCACUCACUGCACAAAGGCGGAAUUCUUGCAACAGAUCAUCAGUAAACUGCACAAGCUGGAGAAGCUGAUCGGCAUUUGCUGCAGCUCAAAACUCAGCUUUAGCGCCAUCGACAAGAUGGAGAACCUGACCGAGCUGCGUAUUCGCAUGACCGAUGCCAAUGGAUCGAUCACUAGCCUGUCCCAGGUGGGCAAGCUGACGCGUCUGCGUGUCCUGAGCCUGCGCGGCGUGAAGAACUUGUUCAAAUUUCAAUUUCUAAAGGAGUUGACCAAUCUGGAGACUCUGAUAUUGGGCAACUGCCAGAAUGAGGACGAGGCUCGUCGCCUGGGCAACGUGGUGCUUCCAACACUCAAAAAAUUACAGGCGUUCCGCAUCGAAACGGACAUUGACCAAAAGAAGAAUCCAACUUGGUCCUUCCCAAUCAAGGAAAUCAUGCAUGGACUCGCCCAGGCUGGUCACGUGCGUCGCCUGGAGCUGGUCAACGUCGAUGUGGACAGCAACUUUAGCGAGUUGCUGGCCAAGUGCCAGACAGUCUCGGAGCUGUUGUUGAUACCAAGGUGUCACGAUGAAACGAACGGUAUGAUACGUGCCGUAAUGGAAUUAACGCGCAAUAAAGCGCAGUUGAAACAAUUCAAACUCGUCAUAAACAAGGCGCUCCUAACCCUAACAGCAACGUUCUUGGCCAGACCCAACGUGCCAUUGGUCCCAGUGACUCGUCCAGUACACGGCAUGAAGCCUAGUGAAAAGUUAUAUCUCUGCUCUUCCAAUUGCCAGGAGAAGAACCACAACAGUUGUGUGGUCGGGAUGCACUUUGAGCGCUUUCAAACGUUCAUGUGCGAGCUAAUGGGGAAGUGCUCAACGUCGGUUGUGACCAUGGCCGUGGACCAUACUGUGACAGUGCAACUCGAGCGUCUGCCACCCGAUGAAAAAGUCCCAUAAUGUUGGCCCUUCCACACUGAAACCCACAUCAACCCACCAAACCAAUAGAAUCUAGAACCACUUCUACCAGAGAGCGCCAGACUGAGUCUUCGAGAGUCAUCACAAAAGUUGCAAAAAUUCGCGGACUAGAAAAGAAGAGAAAUAAGUAUUAGGUCGCUGAACAGUACCCCAACAACUAUAAACCCUUAAUUUAACUUAACAAAAGGCGCGUUCUAAACGCUGAACCAAUGACCGCACAACAAGACAGACACCCCAAUCCACACACACAACAACCAACACAGGAUAAAACAUAAACGAAGAGUACUCGUAAUCGCUUAGUUUCUAAUAACUAUAUAUAAAUGUAUAUAUAUAUAAAGGAUGCAAACAUUUGAUGUUUCAAUGUUGUCCAUCGACCACCAAGUAAGAGUUUUGCUCCAAAGCCAAACAACUGAAUAGAAUGUAAUUUUUUUUGUUGUUUUUUUUUUUUGUUUUCAACCAAAAUGAUUGAUGGCGAAAUUUGUACUUGUAAAAGCAAACUGAAAGAUAAUCAAAAGAAUAAUUUACCAUUCCAAAGGAAUGAAGAACAAAGAAGAAAGAUAAAAGCCAACUGGGCCGAAGCAAACCAUGGACUAUUCCAUGUUUAUAGUCAUUGCUUUUGCAUUUGUAAAGAGACAAACAUUGCUGUAAGCCUGUAAAUAUAUAAACAUAAGCCGAAGACAAGCCAAACACACAGCCCCCCAGUCCUUCCACUCGCACUCUGGCAGAGGAGUUUGCUUUUAGCACUGUUGGACUGUCGACUGUCCACCGUCGACCUGGGGCUGGCCUUUUGGUAACUAACUAUUAAAAUUUAUGUGACCUUUCACUGCACA